AUGUUGUUCUCAGUUGGAGCACUGUCCUCUUUGCUUGCAGUUGCAAGGCAUGUGUCUGUGGCCGCUACUCCUGCCCACUUCCUGAUCAUCAGCGGCGUGACGGCAGUUGAUGAGACUUGCUUGGCAGGGUCUGCAGCAGGUGUGUGGCUGGAAUCCUGCGAGAAGGCAGUGGCUGGCAUGAGUGGGGAGGAGAUCUGGAGCUUAGCGACAGAUGGGAGCUUGGUGCACGCGGGGUCGAAGACAUGUCUUAGCCCGCAAGGAACAGGUGCUGCUGGUGUGCCUCUAACGCUGGUGUCGUGCGACGCAGCUGGCGGCGUGGCGAAGUGGGAGCUGCAAGGGAACGGUCAGGUCAAGAUGGCGCAGAGCAGCAUGUGUAUCAGCCAGGUCGGGCCAAGUGGUGCUGCGGUCAACGUGGCCGCUUCAGCUUCAGUGUUGAAUCGCGCAGCGCGUGCAAAUGUCCGCGUCACGGCAGAGGGUCAUCCUGCGAGUUCCGGACUCUUGGAAAUCCAGACCAGCUCCGGGUCAUAUGGAUCUGUUUGCGGAUUGAAUGCCGAAGCAGCAAGUGUGGCCUGCAGGCAGUUGGGCUUUGAGUUCGGUGUGCAGAGCCCAUCUCCAUGCGGCCAGUAUGGAGGAGGGAGCUGGUGUGGGGCAGCAGGAUCACCUGUCGCUGUGAAGGGCUUGAAGUGCUUGGGAACAGAAAUGAGUGUUGAUGAGUGCAGCUCAGAAGUUGUAGAUGAGGCAUGUCUGAGCCACGGCAGUGAUGCUGUCAUCUUCUGCGGCACAAGCUCUGUGGGGGCUUUCCGAGACGGCGAGCUUCGGUUGGUUGGAUCAACAGGUGCACCAGCCCUGCCCAAAGAGGCCGGACGCCUGGAAGCGUUUCUGGUCGCCGCUCAAGCUUGGGCUCCGGUGUGCAAGCUUGGAUUCACGAGUGGAUCGGCUUCAGUUGCUUGCAAGCAGAUGGGCUACGCAGGGGCAGCAGGCUUCGCAGGUUGCCGAUCCCAAGAAGCCUGUGGAGGAGUGGCGCCGCAGCUGGCAGACUUGGCUUGCGCCGGUUCAGAGACCAGUGUGCUGCAGUGCCCUAUGUCAAUCGGGGACGACGUGUUCUGUGCGCCAGAGGAGGCCGUGCUUUUGACUUGUUCUGGACAUGGUGAUCCGAUUGGAAGACCGCAUGUGUCUGUGGCCGCUACUCCUGCCCACUUCCUGAUCAUCAGCGGCGUGACGGCAGUUGAUGAGACUUGCUUGGCAGGGUCUGCAGCAGGUGUGCGGCUCGAAUCCUGCGAGAAGGCAGUGGCUGGCAUGAGUGGGGAGGAGAUCUGGAGCUUAGCGACAGAUGGGAGCUUGGUGCACGCGGGGUCGAAGACAUGUCUUAGCCCGCAAGGAACAGGUGCUGCUGGUGUGCCUCUAACGCUGGUGUCGUGCGACGCAGCUGGCGGCGUGGCGAAGUGGGAGCUGCAAGGGAACGGUCAGGUCAAGAUGGGGCAGAGCAGCAUGUGUAUCAGCCAGGUCGGGCCAAGUGGUGCUGCGGUCAACGUGGCCGCUUCAGCUUCAGUGUCUGCAAGCUCGACGUUAGAUCCCAGCCAUGGGGCAGCCCUGGCCAUUGACGGGGUGGCGUCCACGUACUGGGUUUCUAAGAUGGACGAGGCAGAUGCCGUCAGCCUUCUCCUUGACUUUGGAGAGCCCGUGCAUGGAUCCAUCUUGGAGCUCGACUUCGAAUUCGUGCCGUCCGCGUUUUCAGUGCAGGCUGAAGAGCCCUCGUCGGAGAAUUGGUUGCAAAUAUUCGCCACAGACUCGAACGCUUUGAAGCAUGUGAAGAUUCCCCUCGCAACGGCCAAGCCCAUGUCGGCAAUCAGACUCAUUAUGAAGGAAGCCCAUCCGACUCUCGGGGCAAUGAACGGCCACAAGCUUGUUGGGGUCCGUUCUAUCAGGCUGCUGACGCGGAUGCUGCAGCCGGUCCUGGAGCCAUGUGCAGUCGCGGCGAAAAGCCACGAUGCAAGAGACAAGUUUUUCACCGUUGCAGUGAGUGGUUUCGACCCGCAAGCUGGUGCUGCUUUGGCAGCCGAGAUGCCUGCGCUGGAGUCGGCAGAUGCGGCGUUAUCGUCUAUCGUUGUGGAGCUCGCGAAGGCUUUGCCUGCGAUCAGCUCCUGCAAGCCUGCCGGCCCUGUCUCCCUUCGUGCCAAUGGCACGAUCCAGAGCGUUCAGCGACACCGCGCAGUCGGCGACAUGGCAUUGGACCUGGGCCAGGAAGCAGCCUUGCUGGAGGAAGCCAGGGGCACCAUUGUCGCAGCGCGUGGGCCAUGCGGCUUCUAUUGUGCAGUGCUGGUUUAUGUGUUUUUUUUUGCAGAGGUGUUGAAUCGCGCAGCGCGUGCAAAUGUCCGCGUCACGGCAGAGGGUCAUCCUGCGAGUUCCGGACUCUUGGAAAUCCAGACCAGCUCCGGGUCAUAUGGAUCUGUUUGCGGAUUGAAUGCCGAAGCAGCAAGUGUGGCCUGCAGGCAGUUGGGCUUUGAGUUCGGUGUGCAAAGCCCAUCUCCAUGCGGCCAGUAUGGAGGAGGGAGCUGGUGUGGGGCAGCAGGAUCACCUGUCGCUGUGAAGGGCUUGAAGUGCUUGGGAACAGAAAUGAGUGUUGAUGAGUGCAGCUCAGAAGUUGUAGAUGAGGCAUGUCUGAGCCACGGCAGUGAUGCUGUCAUCUUCUGCGGCACAAGCUCUGUGGGGGCUUUCCGAGACGGCGAGCUUCGGUUGGUUGGAUCAACAGGUGCACCAGCCCUGCCCAAAGAGGCCGGACGCCUGGAAGCGUUUCUGGUCGCCGUUCAAGCUUGGGCUCCGGUGUGCAGGCUUGGAUUCACGAGUGGAUCGGCUUCAGUUGCUUGCAAGCAGAUGGGCUACGCAGGGGCAGCAGGCUUCGCAGGUUGCCGAUCCCAAGAAGCCUGUGGAGGCGUGGCGCCGCAGCUGGCAGACUUGGCUUGCGCCGGUUCAGAGACCAGUGUGCUGCAGUGCCCUAUGUCAAUCGGGGACGACGUGUUCUGUGCGCCAGAGGAGUCCGUGCUUUUGACUUGUUCUGGACAUGGUGAUCCGAUUGGAAGACCGCAUGUGUCUGUGGCCGCUACUCCUGCCCACUUCCUGAUCAUCAGCGGCGUGGCGGCAGUUGAUGAGACUUGCUUGGCAGGGUCUGCAGCAGGUGUGUGGCUCGAAUCCUGCGAGAAGGCAGUGGCUGGCAUGAGUGGGGAGGAGAUCUGGAGCUUAGCGACAGAUGGGAGCUUGGUGCACGCGGGGUCGAAGACAUGUCUCAGCCCGCAAGGAACAGGUGCUGCUGGUGUGCCUCUAACGCUGGUGUCGUGCGACGCAGCUGGCGGCGUGGCGAAGUGGGAGCUGCAAGGGAACGGUCAGGUCAAGAUGGGGCAGAGCAGCAUGUGUAUCAGCCAGGUCGGGCCAAGUGGUGCUGCGGUCAACGUGGCCGCUUCAGCUUCAGUGUCUGCAAGCUCGACGUUAGAUCCCAGCCAUGGGGCAGCCCUGGCCAUUGACGGGGUGGCGUCCACGUACUGGGUUUCUAAGAUGGACGAGGCAGAUGCCGUCAGCCUUCUCCUUGACUUUGGAGAGCCCGUGCAUGGAUCCAUCUUGGAGCUCGACUUCGAAUUCGUGCCGUCCGCGUUUUCAGUGCAGGCUGCUGAGCCCUCGUCGGAGAAGUGGUUGCAAAUAUUCGCCACAGACUCGAACGCUUUGAAGCAUGUGAAGAUUCCCCUCGCUACGGCCAAGCCCAUGUCGGCAAUCAGACUCAUUAUGAAGGAAGCCCAUCCGACUCUCGGGGCAAUGAACGGCCACAAGCUUGUUGGGGUGCGUUCCAUCAGGCUGCUGACGCGGAUGCUGCAGCCGGUCCUGGAGCCAUGUGCAGCAGCGGCGAAAAGCCACGAUGCAAGAGACAAGUUUUUCACCGUUGCAGUGAGUGGUUUCGACCCGCAAGCUGGUGCUGCUUUGGCAGCCGAGAUGCCUGCGCUGGAGUCGGCAGAUGCGGCGUUAUCGUCUAUCGUUGUGGAGCUCGCGAAGGCUUUGCCUGCGAUCAGCUCCUGCAAGCCUGCCGGCCCUGUCUCCCUUCGUGCCAAUGCCACGAUCCAGAGCGUUCAGCGACACCGCGCAGUCGGCGACAUGGCAUUGGACCUGGGCCAGGAAGCAGCCUUGCUGGAGGAAGCCAGGGGCACCAUUGUCGCAGCGCGUGGGCUGCUGGCUUCGUCGUGCCAUGCGGCUUCUAUUGUGCUGUGCUGGUUUAUGUGUUUUUUUGCAGAGGUGUUGAAUUGCGCAGCGCGUGCAAAUGUCCGCGUCACGGCAGAGGGUCAUCCUGCGAGUUCCGGACUCUUGGAAAUCCAGACCAGCUCCGGGUCAUAUGGAUCUGUUUGCGGAUUGAAUGCCGAAGCAGCAAGUGUGGCCUGCAGGCAGUUGGGCUUUGAGUUCGGUGUGCAAAGCCCAUCUCCAUGCGGCCAGUAUGGAGGAGGGAGCUGGUGUGGGGCAGCAGGAUCACCUGUCGCUGUGAAGGGCUUGAAGUGCUUGGGAACAGAAAUGAGUGUUGAUGAGUGCAGCUCAGAAGUUGUAGAUGAGGCAUGUCUGAGCCACGGCAGUGAUGCUGUCAUCUUCUGCGGCACAAGCUCUGUGGGGGCUUUCCGAGACGGCGAGCUUCGGUUGGUUGGAUCAACAGGUGCACCAGCCCUGCCCAAAGAGGCCGGACGCCUGGAAGCGUUUCUGGUCGCCGCUCAAGCUUGGGCUCCGGUGUGCAAGCUUGGAUUCACGAGUGGAUCGGCUUCAGUUGCUUGCAAGCAGAUGGGCUACGCAGGGGCAGCAGGCUUCGCAGGUUGCCGAUCCCAAGAAGCCUGUGGAGGAGUGGCGCCGCAGCUGGCAGACUUGGCUUGCGCCGGUUCAGAGACCAGUGUGCUGCAGUGCCCUAUGUCAAUCGGGGACGAUGUGUUCUGUGCGCCAGAGGAGUCCGUCCUUUUGUCUUGUUCUGGACAUGGUGAUCCGAUUGGAAGACCGAUGCUGGCUGAUGUCUUCUUUGUUUCAGAGAAGCUCAUCUCUGUGCCGCCGGUUCACCGUGUGAACAAGCGUGGGAGUUCACUGCAAGGGCAUGUGUCUGUGGCCGCUACUCCUGCCCACUUCCUGAUCAUCAGCGGCGUGACGGCAGUUGAUGAGACUUGCUUGGCAGGGUCUGCAGCAGGUGUGUGGCUCGAAUCCUGCGAGAAGGCAGUGGCUGGCAUGAGUGGGGAGGAGAUCUGGAGCUUAGCGACAGAUGGGAGCUUGGUGCAUGCGGAGUCGAAGACAUGUCUCAGCCCGCAAGGAACAGGUGCUGCUGGUGUGCCUCUAACGCUGGUGUCGUGCGACGCAGCUGGCGGCGUGGCGAAGUGGGAGCUGCAAGGGAACGGUCAGGUCAAGAUGGGGCAGAGCAGCAUGUGUAUCAGCCAGGUCGGGCCAAGUGGUGCUGCGGUCAACGUGGCAGAUGCCGUCAGCCUUCUCCUUGACUUUGGAGAGCCCGUGCAUGGAUCCAUCUUGGAGCUCGACUUCGAAUUCGUGCCUUCCGCGUUUUCAGUGCAGGCUGCUGAGCCCUCGUCGGAGAAUUGGUUGCAAAUAUUCGCCACAGACUCGAACGCUUUGAAGCAUGUGAAGAUUCCCCUUGCGACGGCCAAGCCCAUGUCGGCAAUCAAACUCAUUAUGAAGGAAGCCCAUCCGACUCUCGGGGCAAUGAACGGCCACAAGCUUGUUGCAGUCCGUUCUAUCAGGCUGCUGACGCGGAUGCUGCAGCCGGUCCUGGAGCCAUGUGCAGCCGCGGCGAAAAGCCACGAUGCAAGAGACAAGUUUUUCACCGUUGCAGUGAGUGGUUUCGACCCGCAAGCUGGUGCUGCUUUGGCAGCCGAGAUGCCUGCGCUGGAGUCGGCAGAUGCGGCGUUAUCGUCUAUCGUUGUGGAGCUCGCGAAGGCUUUGCCUGCGAUCAGCUCCUGCAAGCCUGCCGGCCCUGUCUCCCUUCGUGCCAAUGCCACGAUCCAGAGCGUUCAGCGACACCGUGCAGUCGGCGACAUGGCAUUGGACUUGGGCCAGGAAGCAGCCUUGCUGGAGGAAGCCAGGGGCACCAUUGUCGCAGCGCGUGGGCUGCUGGUGUUGAAUCGCGCAGCGCGUGCAAAUGUCCGCGUCACGGCAGAGGGUCAUCCUGCGAGUUCCGGACUCUUGGAAAUCCAGACCAGCUCUGGGUCCUAUGGAUCUGUGUGCGGAAUGAAUGCCGAAGCAGCAAGUGUGGCCUGCAGGCAGUUGGGCUUUGAGUUCGGUGUGCAGAGCCCAUCUCCAUGCGGCCAGUAUGGAGGAGGGAGCUGGUGUGGGGCAGCAGGAUCACCUGUUGCUGUGAAGGGCUUGAAGUGCUUGGGAACAGAAAUGAGUGUUGAUGAGUGCAGCUCAGAAGUUGUAGAUGAGGCAUGUCUGAGCCACGGCAGUGAUGCUGUCAUCUUCUGCGGCACAAGCUCUGUGGGGGCUUUCCGAGACGGCGAGCUUCGGUUGGUUGGAUCAACAGGUGCACCAGCCCUGCCCAAAGAGGCCGGACGCCUGGAAGUGUUUCUGGCCGCCGCUCAAGCUUGGGCUCCGGUGUGCAAGCUUGGAUUCACGAGUGGAUCGGCUUCAGUUGCUUGCAAGCAGAUGGGCUACGCAGGGGCAGCAGGCUUCGCAGGUUGCCGAUCCCAACACGCCUGUGGAGGCGUGGCGCCGCAGCUGGCAGACUUGGCUUGCGCCGGUUCAGAGACCAGUGUGCUGCAGUGCCCUAUGUCAAUCGGGGACGAUGUGUUCUGUGCGCCAGAGGAGUCCGUUCUUUUGUCUUGUUCUGGACAUGGUAUGCCGCAGCUCUGUCGCGAAGAGGAUUACGAACGGCAUGUGUCUGUGGCCGCUACUCCUGCCCACUUCCUGAUCAUCAGCGGCGUGACGGCAGUUGAUGAGACUUGCUUGGCAGGGUCUGCAGCAGGUGUGUGGCUCGAAGCCUGCGAGAAGGCAGUGGCUGGCAUGAGUGGGGAAGAGAUCUGGAGCUUAGCGACAGAUGGGAGCUUGGUGCACGCGGGGUCGAAGACAUGUCUUAGCCCGCAAGGAACAGGUGCUGCUGGUGUGCCUCUAACGCUGGUGUCGUGCGACGCAGCUGGCGGCGUGGCGAAGUGGGAGCUGCAAGGGAACGGUCAGGUCAAGAUGGCGCAGAGCAACAUGUGUAUCAGCCAGGUCGGGCCAAGUGGUGCUGCGGUCAACGUGGCCGCUUCAGCUUCAGUGUCUGCAAGCUCGACGUUAGAUCCCAGCCAUGGGGCAGCCCUGGCCAUUGACGGGGUGGCGUCCACGUACUGGGUUUCUAAGAUGGACGAGGCAGAUGCCGUCAGCCUUCUCCUUGACUUCGGAGAGCCCGUGCAUGGAUCCAUCUUGGAGCUCGACUUCGAAUUCGUGCCUUCCGCGUUUUCAGUGCAGGCUGCUGAGCCCUCGUCGGAGAAUUGGUUGCAAAUAUUCGCCACAGACUCGAACGCUUUGAAGCAUGUGAAGAUUCCCCUUGCGACGGCCAAGCCCAUGUCGGCAAUCAAACUCAUUAUGAAGGAAGCCCAUCCGACUCUCGGGGCAAUGAACGGCCACAAGCUUGUUGGAGUCCGUUCUAUCAGGCUGCUGACGCGGAUGCUGCAGCCGGUCCUGGAGCCAUGUGCAGCCGCGGCGAAAAGCCACGAUGCAAGAGACAAGUUUUUCACCGUUGCAGUGAGUGGUUUCGACCCGCAAGCUGGUGCUGCUUUGGCAGCCGAGAUGCCUGCGCUGGAGUCGGCAGAUGCGGCGUUAUCGUCUAUCGUUGUGGAGCUCGCGAAGGCUUUGCCUGCGAUCAGCUCCUGCAAGCCUGCCGGCCCUGUCUCCCUUCGUGCCAAUGCCACGAUCCAGAGCGUUCAGCGACACCGUGCAGUCGGCGACAUGGCAUUGGACUUGGGCCAGGAAGCAGCCUUGCUGGAGGAAGCCAGGGGCACCAUUGUCGCAGCGCGUGGGCUGCUGGUGUUGAAUCGCGCAGCGCGUGCAAAUGUCCGCGUCACGGCAGAGGGUCAUCCUGCGAGUUCCGGACUCUUGGAAAUCCAGACCAGCUCUGGGUCCUAUGGAUCUGUGUGCGGAAUGAAUGCCGAAGCAGCAAGUGUGGCCUGCAGGCAGUUGGGCUUUGAGUUCGGUGUGCAGAGCCCAUCUCCAUGCGGCCAGUAUGGAGGAGGGAGCUGGUGUGGGGCAGCAGGAUCACUUGUUGCUGUGAAGGGCUUGAAGUGCUUGGGGACAGAAAUGAGUGUUGAUGAGUGCAGCUCAGAAGUUGUAGAUGAGGCAUGUCUGAGCCACGGCAGUGAUGCUGUCAUCUUCUGCGGCACAAGCUCUGCGGGAGAUUUCCGAGACGGCGAGCUUCGGUUGGUUGGAUCAACAGGUGCACCAGCCCUGCCCAAAGAGGCCGGACGCCUGGAAGUGUUUCUGGCCGCCGCUCAAGCUUGGGCUCCGGUGUGCAAGCUUGGAUUCACGAGUGGAUCGGCUUCAGUUGCUUGCAAGCAGAUGGGCUACGCAGGGGCAGCAGGCUUCGCAGGUUGCCGAUCCCAAGAAGCCUGUGGAGGAGUGGCGCCGCAGCUGGCAGACUUGGCUUGCGCCGGUUCAGAGACCAGUGUGCUGCAGUGCCCUAUGUCAAUCGGGGACGACGUGUUCUGUGCGCCAGAGGAGUCCGUGCUUUUGACUUGUUCUGGACAUGGUGAUCCGAUUGGAAGACCGAUGGCUGCUUAA
Messenger RNA from Symbiodinium sp. CCMP2592, 8760 nucleotides. The record is from the annotation of a GenBank genome assembly. Lineage: Eukaryota; Dinophyceae; Suessiales; Symbiodiniaceae.